AUGACUAGAUUAAAGGCAAAAAAUGUUUCAACCCCUCGCACAACUUUAGUAGGUAUUGCUGAGCCAACAAUUGUGGAUCAAGCACUAAAGGUUCCACUGUGGUAUGCAACUAUGAAAGAAGAUAUUAAUGUCUUACAUGAAAAUCAAACAUGGACCUUGGUACCUAAAAUAACAAAAAUGAAUGUGGUUGGAUCAAGAUGGGUAUUCAAGACCGAGUUAAAAUCAGAUGGUAAUAUAGACAGACAUAAAGCUAGGUUGGUUGUGAAAGGAUACUCUCAGCUUGAAGGAAUUGAUUUUGAAGAAACUUUUAGUCCUGUAGUUAAGGUUACCACUAUAAGGGUAGUGUUAUCCGCUGCUGUUAGUCUAAAAUGGCCUAUUAGACAACUAUUGAUGUCAAAAAUGCCUUUCUACAUGGGCAUCUACAGGAAGAAGUCUAUAUGGCACAACCUCCGGGUUUUGUUGAUCCUCAGUAUCCAAGCAUGUUUGUUUUUUGAAGAAAGCACUAUAUGGCCUCAAGCAGGCACCUGA
Solanum verrucosum is the source of this 528-nucleotide messenger RNA. RefSeq lists its product as uncharacterized. The coding region runs from base 1 to 528 and encodes 175 amino acids. The record is from RefSeq and is a predicted model, not a curated record. Lineage: Eukaryota; Viridiplantae; Streptophyta; Magnoliopsida; Solanales; Solanaceae. The transcript has a single exon.